This is a messenger RNA of Erythranthe guttata (spotted monkey flower), 2720 nucleotides long. RefSeq lists its product as uncharacterized. Lineage: Eukaryota; Viridiplantae; Streptophyta; Magnoliopsida; Lamiales; Phrymaceae. Gene Ontology annotation, molecular function: DNA binding; protein dimerization activity. The record is from RefSeq and is a predicted model, not a curated record.
AAUCGUGUGUGGCUCGCUGACCGGGUGGUAUCGUUACCCGGCUCUUUACCUUUCAUAUCACAAAAAACCUAAUCGGAAAAAAAAGCCUAAUUCCCCCAACUCGGUUCUAACCCCAAAUCUCGAAUCGUGAGUUUCUGCCGUAUCGGAAUUCAUUUAAGGUAGUUUAAGGAAAUGGGUUCUAACAUGGAGCCAGUAGCAGUGACUUCACAGAAGCACGAUCCGGCAUGGAAGCAUUGCCAAAUGUUCAAAAGUGGCGACAGGGUUCAGCUCAAGUGUGUGUACUGCGGGAAGAUUUUCAAGGGCGGAGGUAUUCAUCGCAUUAAGGAACACAUCGCCGGCCAGAAAGGCAACGCCGCCGCUUGUUUGAGGGUUCAGCCCGACGUCCGGCAGCAGAUGCUGGAGAGCCUAAACGGCGUUGCCGUUAAGAAGAGGAAGAAGCAGAAACUCGCCGAGGAUAUCACGGGUUUCGAUAGCCACUGCGGCUUGAGUUCCGAUAUCGUCUUGCUUCCGGUCCCGGAAUCCGUCGAACACGACGAGGACGUGUAUGCGAAUCGGGAUGACGAUUCGAGCAGCAAAGCGUUUGCGGGUGGCGGUAGGCAGAAAAAGGGUAGAGUGAGAAAAGCCCCGAAUAAUAUGGUUAAUUCUAGUAGCAAUGCAGCUUUGGCCGUUGUUCCGUCUACGAAUUCCAAGAAAGUUAGUAAUACGGUUAACAUGGCGGUCGGUCGAUUUCUUUCGGAUGUUGGAUUGGCCGCGGAUUCUGUCGACUCUCCUUAUUUUCAACCAAUGAUCGAUGCGAUUGCUUCUCAGGGUGUAGGAGUUGUGGGGCCCACUUAUCACGAUCUCAGGAACUCGAUCCUAAAGAAUCUAUUUCACGAAGUGAGAUACGAUGUCGAUCAGUACACGGUGUCUUGGGAGCAGACCGGCUGCUCGAUUUUGGUGGACGAAUGGACUUCGAGGAAGGGUAAUAAAACGUUCGUCAACUUUUUCGUGUAUUGUCCGCAAGGUACGAUCUUUUUCAGGUCGGCCGAUAUAUCGCAUUCAAAUUCGAUAGAUUCUGCUGAUGCCAUUUACGAGUUGAUAAAGGAAACCGUGGAGCAAGUUGGUCUGAGAUUCGUCGUGCAAGUUGUGACGAGCGGUGAGGAUCGGUAUGUUGUCGCUGGGAAAAGACUUGCCGACACUUACCCUACUGUUUUCUGGACUCCGUGCGCGGGGCGGUGCAUCGAUUCGAUGCUCGAGGAUAUAGGUGUACUCCCCGCAGUGAAGGCGGUGCUCGAGCGGGCGAAAUCUAUCUCGAGAUAUAUCUACUCGAGCGCCGAUGUACUGAAUAUGACGAGACGGUACACGUCCGGCGUGGAUUUAGUCGAUCUGGGAUUUACUCGCUCGUCUACCGAUUUUACGACGCUGAAAAGGAUUUCGAACAUCAGACAUAAUCUGCAGUCCAUGGUUACUUCCGAGGAGUGGGUGGAAAGCCCUUGUUCGAAGACACCACAAGGGUUUCAAUUCUUGGACUCACUGAGUGACGAGUCGUUCUGGUCCGAAUGCGACUCGGUCACUCGGCUGACUGAUCCGCUCUUGCGGGUUUUGAGGAUAGUUGGUAGCAAAAAAAACCCGGCUAUGGGGUUUGUUUACGCGGGGCUGUAUCGAGCCAAAGAAGCGAUUAAGAAGGAGCUUGUUUCGAAGGCGGAAUACUCCGUGUAUUGGAAUAUUAUAGAUGCUAGGUGGGAACAACUUCGACGGCACCCUCUUCACGCUGCGGGUUUUUAUUUGAACCCGAAAUUCUUUUACAGCCUCGAAGGAGACGCGCAUCUUCAAAUUCGGUCGCUAGUAUAUGAUUGCAUAGAGAAACUGAUUCCCGACCCUAAUGUACAAGACAAGAUUAUCAAGGAAACCGCCUCUUACCAUGGCGGUGUUGGAGACUUUGGCCGCAAGAUGGCUAUCAGAGCCCGAGACACUUUACUACCCACUGAGUGGUGGCUACAAUACGGAGGGGGGUGCCCUAAUUUGGCUCGAUUGGCGAUCCGAAUUCUCAGUCAAACGUGCGGCUUGAUCCAGCACAAGCUAGAUAAAGCACACGUCGAGCGCAUGCACGAGAGGAAAAAUUGCCUGGAGCAUCAGAGGCUCAGCGACCUCGUUUUUGUUCACUACAAUAUGUCCAUGAAGCAAAUGGUUUCGAGAAACAAAGCCGUCGAUCCGAUUUCUUACGAGUACAUUGAUAUUGUUCAAGACUGGGUGAUGGAGAAAGAAUCGUGCGUGGAAAACUCUUCGAGCGCAGAAUGGAUGGCUGUCGAUCCACCUUUCGGUAACCAUAUGAUUUUAGUCCCACAAACUGACGACUUUGAAGCCCUCGGUGCAGGAUUUGAUGAUUAUGAAAUUUUCGACGGGGUGAAAGAUAGUGAAGAAGAAAAUGUAGAGGAUAAGGUAGAGCCGACGAGUUGAUUUUCGAAAAACACCGGCGAUUUCGAUUGAUUUGAGGGCAACGUACGCGAUAAGACGAGCAAGUUUAUUUACUCUUGCUGUAAAUCUUGUGGUGUGGGCAAGUUGUAAUUCUAUAUCAAAGUUAGUUGUUCUGCUCUGCUUGUAAAUUGUCAUGUACUUAUAUUUCUCUUUGUAACAGUGAGAAUUUACUCUUUUACUCUUUCUGAUAAGUUAUUUGACAUUUUAGGAGUUUUAAUUGAUGUAAAUGUUUAUGUAUUUUUAAUGGAAUAAUUACAGUUUUCAUC